GUCUCCCGUCAGAAGAAUCGCUGACGUCAUAUCCAGUGGCCGGAAGUCGUCCUGACCGCAGAGAAGAAUGGCCGGGCUGCUUAAAAAGACGACUGGCCUGGUUGGCCUGGCAGUGUCCCACAAUCCACACGAGCGUCUGAGGAUUCUGUACUCAAAGAUCCUGGCGUCGCUGCAGACCAUGCCACAGGACGCCGCCUACAGGAAGUACACCGAGCAGCUGGUCAGCGAGCGGUUCAACCACGUCAAAAUGGAGGCUGAUGUUGAGAAGCUGGAGAAGAAGAUAAACUGUGGGCAGAUUGAAGAAGUUAUUUUUCAGGCCGAGUGUGAGCUGGCUCUGUCCAGAAAGAUGUCUGAGUGGAAACCAUGGGAGCCCCUGAUUGAGGAGCCUCCUCCCAACCAAUGGAAAUGGCCCAUCUGAAUAUGCUUUGUGAACUGUCUGUGCGAGAGCUAUACAUUUGCUUCUAAUGAAGUCCUGUACAAAUAAAAGUGGUGCAAACAAUUUA
This is a messenger RNA of Gasterosteus aculeatus aculeatus (three-spined stickleback), 503 nucleotides long. RefSeq names its product NADH:ubiquinone oxidoreductase subunit A5 (gene ndufa5). Gene Ontology annotation, cellular component: respiratory chain complex I. The record is from RefSeq and is a predicted model, not a curated record. Gene Ontology annotation, biological process: respiratory electron transport chain. Lineage: Eukaryota; Metazoa; Chordata; Actinopteri; Perciformes; Gasterosteidae.